AGGGUCUCGUUAUUUUCUAGUCAGUGUCGCUGUGUCACUCCCUCCGGGUCUCCGCUGCCCCUGCCGUGAGCCAUGGCCCAGGAAUCACUGACUUUCAGAGAUGUGGCCAUUGACUUCUCCCAGGAGGAGUGGGAAUGGCUUCAGCCAGCUCAGAGAGAUUUGUACAGACAUGUAAUGUUGGAGAACUAUGGCCAUUUGAUCUCACUAGGUUUUAACAUUUCUAAGCCAGAUGUGGUUUCCUUAUUGGAGCAAGGAAAAGAGCCCUGGAUGGGGAAAGGAGAUGUGAGACGAGAUCUGUUUUCAGAGUCAAAUGGUACAGUCAAAGAGUUUUCUCCAAAAAAUGUCACAUAUGAAGUUGCAUCAUCCCACAAUUUAUUAAUGGAAAGAAUUUUAAGUGGAGGCCCUGCAUAUUCCAAUUUUAAAGGAGGCUGGAAGUGUGAGGAUAACACUGAGAUGAAAGGAAGUAAAGGAUCUAUCAGACAAGUGACAGUCGCUCUUCCAAAAUCCUUAUCUCAGCGAAUGAGUAUCAGUACUGUGGAGAGGCCGUAUGGAUGUCAUGAAUGUGGAAAAUCGUUCAGUCGGCGCUUUUCCCUUGUCUUACAUCAGAGAACUCAUACUGGUGAGAAACCCUAUGUAUGUAAGGAGUGUGGCAAAACCUUUAGCCAGAUAUCGAACCUUGUGAAACAUCAAAUGAUACAUACUGGAAAGAAACCCCAUGAGUGUAAGGACUGUAAUAAAACAUUCAGUUACCUUUCAUUUCUCAUUGAACACCAAAGAACACAUACUGGGGAGAAACCUUAUGAAUGUGCUGAAUGUGGAAAGGCAUUUAGCCGUGCCUCAAACCUCACUCGACAUCAGAGAAUUCAUGUGGGAAAGAAACAGCAUGUUUGUAGGAAAUGUGGGAAAGCCUUCAAUAGUGGCUCAGAACUUAUUCGUCAUCAGAUUACUCAUACUGGAGAGAAACCUUAUGAAUGCAUUGAAUGUGGAAAGGCAUUUCGCCGUUCGUCACACCUUACUCGACAUCAAAGCAUCCAUACCACCAAAACCUCUUAUGAAUGUAGUGAGUGUAAAAAAGCUUUCCGUUGCCAUUCAUUCCUUCUUAAACAUCAAAGAAUUCAUGCUGGAGAAAAACUCUAUGAAUGUGAUGAAUGUGGUAAAGUUUUCACAUGGCAUGCAUCUCUUACACAGCAUAUGAAAAUUCAUACUGGAGAAAAACCCUAUUCUUGUACUGAAUGUGACAAAACAUUUAGUCGGAGCUUUUCCCUUAUUCUACAUCAGAUCACACAUACCGGUGAAAAGCCCUAUCUAUGUAAAGUAUGCAAUAAAUCUUUCAGCUGGAGCUCAAACCUUGCUAAACAUCAGAGAAUACAUACCUUGGAGAACUAUGAAUAUGAAAAUUCAUUUAAUUACCAUGCAUUCCUUACUGAACACCAGAGAAUUCAUGCCAUAGAGAAAAUCUAACAAAA
Molecule: messenger RNA, 1466 nt
Organism: Sorex fumeus (smoky shrew)
Lineage: Eukaryota; Metazoa; Chordata; Mammalia; Eulipotyphla; Soricidae
Gene: ZNF140
Product: zinc finger protein 140
Exons: 4
Coding region: 73-1461 (462 amino acids)
Biological process (GO): regulation of DNA-templated transcription
Source: RefSeq, a predicted model, not a curated record